Linum tenue is the source of this 2739-nucleotide messenger RNA. Lineage: Eukaryota; Viridiplantae; Streptophyta; Magnoliopsida; Malpighiales; Linaceae. The record is from the annotation of a GenBank genome assembly.
AUGGCAAUGGCGGCGUUUUCUUCUUCAUCUUCUUCUCCGCUCGCAGUUUCAUCAACCGUAGUUCCCCAUUCCCUAUCCGUCACAGAUCCUCCGUCCCAAUUCCUCCCAAACCACCCGCCUCUCGCUCUUCUCUCCACCUGCAAAGACAUCCGAACUCUCAAGCAAAUCCACUCGCUCGUCAUCAAAACCGGCCUCCUCCACCACAACAACACCCAGUUCGCUCUCACCAAGCUAAUUGAGUUCUGCGCAGUUUCUCCCUUCGGCGACCUUCCCUAUGCUCUGUCGCUCUUUGACACAGUCGAAAACCCUGAUCAGAGAAUCUGGAACCACGUAAUCAGGGGAUUCGCGCUGAGUGAAUCCCCUGCUCUGGCCGUGGAAUUUUACAUCCGUAUGAUGGUGGCUGGUUUGGAGCCGAAUAACCAUACGUUCCCCUUCGUUUUGAAGUCGUGCGCGAAGCUGGGGAAUGCACAUGAAGGGAAGCAAAUCCAUGGACAUGUUCUGAAGCUCGGCGUUGAGAACGAUCCGUUUGUGCAUACUUCCCUGAUCAAUAUGUACGCUCAGAAUGGUGAAUUGGGUCAUGCAAGAUCAGUGUUCGACAAAAGUCCUAAGAGAGAUCCGAUUUCGUAUACUGCUUUGAUCAAUGGGUAUGGUUCGAGUGGGCUUAUGGAUGAGGCCCGGAAACUGUUCGAUGAAAUGCCUGUUAGAGAUGUAGUGUCGUGGAAUGCUAUGAUUUCAGGCUAUAUCCAGAAUAACCUAUAUGAAGAGGCACUAGAUUUCUUCGAGGGCAUGGUUAGGAUGAGAAUUACCCCGAACGUGAGCACUAUGCUGUCUGUCCUUUCGGCGUGUGCGAAUUCAGGAUCUCUUGAGCUAGGCAAUUGGGUGCAUUCAUGGAUUGAGGAUCAUGGGCUAGGAUCAAAUCUCAGGCUUGCCAAUGGUCUUGUUGACAUGUAUGCUAAGUGCGGAGAUCUAGAAAGAGCUAAGAACAUGUUUGAUAACAUGGAAACCAAGAGUGUUGUCUCAUGGAACGCUAUGAUUGGUGGGUAUAACCACAUGGGCUGUUACAAGGAAGCACUGGAGAUUUUCAGAAGGAUGCUCAAAUCAAAUGUUGACCCUAAUGAGGUAACCUUGGUAAGCAUUCUUCCCGCUGUUUCAAACUCAGGUGCUCUAACUCUCGGUAAAUGGAUCCAUGCUCAUAUAGACAAGAACAUGAACAAAUUUCAGUUGACUAGAAAUAGUGCUCUAUCGACAAGCCUUAUUGACAUGUAUGCCAAAUGCGGCGAUAUCAUGGCAGCCAAACGAAUCUUUGAUUCCAUGGAAAUUAAAAGUUUGGCUUCUUGGAAUGCAAUGAUAUCUGGGUUAGCCAUGCACGGGUUUGUUGACAUGGCACUCGAACUCUUCUCCAGAAUGACAAACGAAGGGUUUGUACCAGACGACAUCACCUUUGUUGGUAUAUUAUCUGCUUGUAACCAUGGUGGUUUCGUAGAACUUGGAAGGAAGUACUUUACUUCAAUGGUAGAAGAUUAUAACUUUACGCCUAAACUUCAACACUAUGGUUGCAUGAUAGAUCUUCUAGGCAAAGCUGGGCUAUUCGAUGAAGCAGAGAUACUGAUAGAUGAUAUGGUAGUGAACCCUGAUGGAGCCAUAUGGGGUUCUCUGCUUGGCGCUUGUAGGCUUCAUGGACGAGUGGAUUUGGCCGAAAUGGCUGCCAAGCGUGUUUUCGAGUUGGAGCCUGAAAACACUGGUGCGUACGUACUCCUGUCAAAUAUCUAUGCUAAAGCUGGGAAAUGGGAUGAUGUGGCGAGAAUAAGAACUAGGAUAAACGAUAGAGGACUGGAGAAAGUUCCCGGUUGUAGUUCUAUUGAGGUGGAUAGUGUUGUUCAUGAGUUUCUAGUUGGUGACAAGACUCAUUCUCAGAGCGAUGAAAUCUAUGAGAUGGUGGAUGAGAUAGAUGAUUUGUUGGAGAAAUCUGGGUUUGUGCCGGAUACUUCCGAGGUGUUGUAUGAUAUGGAAGAGGAAUGGAAACAAGAGGCUCUGAGCCAUCAUAGCGAGAAGCUGGCCAUUGCUUUUGGGUUGAUCAGUACAAAGCCAGGGACUACCAUACGGAUAGUGAAGAAUCUGCGUGUUUGUGGUAACUGCCACUCUGCAACUAAGCUGAUUUCGAAGAUAUUUAACAGAGAAAUCAUUGCUAGAGAUAGAAAUCGGUUCCACCAUUUCAAAGAUGGGCUGUGUUCGUGUAACGACUACUGGUAAACCAUGAACAGCAUGUGGAACCAAAAAAAGCAAUUUGCUAUGCAUGCUCAAAAAAGGGGAUACUGAUGAUCACUAAAGAAAGGAGGGAAAAGUAAAACUACAUACCAUGAGAGCAACGCUUGGCCAUGGCCAACCUUUGGUCAAGUGAAGCCAUGCUGGUUUCCAGGGGAGAUUGAGCCACAUUCUUUGCCAUUGUUUGUAUUUAGAUUUGAAAACAGAAGAGAAGAGGGUAAAAUAACUUGAAUGCUGAAUGAACUUGCUUGCUUUGCUGCUGGGUUUUGAGAUGAGUUUGAUGAAAUGACUGAGCCAUGGUUGUGGGGUUUAUAUAGGAAAUGGUUUUCUCAGGAGGGGAGUUUGAUGGUUUUGCAGUUGAAUACCAACAAUAAGAGUUGCUUGUUUUGGUUGUGGUUACAAAGGUUACUAGUUCUGGUCGGUUGAUUCCUCUGUCUUCUGCUGCUCCCCUUCCCAAAAAGUACUCUGUUCUUUUCU